Lutzomyia longipalpis is the source of this 974-nucleotide messenger RNA. RefSeq names its product cytochrome c oxidase assembly factor 7 homolog (gene Coa7). Gene Ontology annotation, cellular component: mitochondrial intermembrane space. The transcript has 3 exons. Lineage: Eukaryota; Metazoa; Arthropoda; Insecta; Diptera; Psychodidae. The coding region runs from base 102 to 836 and encodes 244 amino acids. Gene Ontology annotation, molecular function: protein binding. The record is from RefSeq and is a predicted model, not a curated record.
ACAUUCCAACCUCACUUUUAUGUUUUGCAAAAAGAAACUGUAUGUUUUUAAAAAUAAUUUUAAGCAUUUUCUAACCACCUGUGGUGAUCAAAACCAGGACAAUGGGCUACAAUCUCAAAGAUGAAAGUGAAGUGAAGGAAUACAUUGAGAAUUUGGGAAUAGAAUAUAGAUUUGGGUGUUUUUCUGAAAAGAAAUCAGAAGUUUGUCACCUGCUCGGAGAUUAUUUGGAGGGUAUAAAGAAGGACUUUGAGAAAGCCGGUAAGGUGUACCGGUCGAACUGUGAUGACUACGGCUAUGCGAGAUCUUGCCUCAAGUACGGCCACUAUAGUUUUGUAGGGAAAGGUGAAAGUGGGAGUAAAGGAGAUCCCCUCAGGGCCUAUAAAUACUAUGAGAAGGGAUGCAGCUUAAGUGAUGCUGAUAGCUGCCUCCAUGCGGGUCUUCUCCUUGUCUCCCAGUCACUCCCAAAGGAAAUAAAACGUGACAUCCCGAAGGCAUUUGAGAACCUCAAGAAGAGCUGCGAAAUGAACAAUGCCACGGCGUGUUUCUAUCUCUCAGGGAUGCACAUUUCCGGUGUUCAAACUCAAGCCGAUGCCACGGCUAAAACGGGCAAAUUCAUCAUUGCCAAGGACAUGAAGAGGGCCUUUGAGUAUGCCUACAAAGCCUGCGAGUUAAAGAAUAUGUAUGCAUGCGCGAAUUUAAGCCAAAUGUAUGCGAGAGGGGAUGGCAUUGAGAAGAAUGAGGAGCGAGCUGAAAAGUACAAGAAAAUGGCUCUGGAGAUGCAGGAUGAAGUUAAGCAGCAGGCAUCACUGGAAUUCCAGCAAGGUGUCAACACGUAGUAGCCCUUAUUCCGCAUCUUGCCUACACCUGCGCACGUUCCACAGAGAAGACUUUAGAAAAAAAAAUUGCUGCAGACCCUUGAAAAGUCAUGUAAAUAUAGUCAAAUUUGUUCAAGAAAAAAAUCUAUUCUAUUGAAA